UGCCAUUUUGGUUUUGUUCCGUGUGCUGAAGUGAAAGCUGAAACGCGAUUAGUUAGACGGCGCAGGGAGAAGUGAGCACGGUGACUCGGCAGGAUAGCGACGGCGGGACUUUCUCGCACUAUCUCAGCGACAGAAAAAAAAGAAAAACGGCGACAUUGUGGUAUUGCUCUUCGUUGUUUUUUUGCUUUUUUUUAAACACCAGCAGCUCGCAUCGUCGACGUUUCUCACGCGGAUCGGUUUUGCCGACACUGAGAGUGGACAGAGAGAAGGGUUAUUGAUGUCCAGCUCGCCGCUGUCCAAGAAGCGUCGCGUGUCAGGAUCAGAGACGAAGACGGGAUCCCACUGCUCCUCCUCAAACUCUGUCAGAACCGAACUAUCCCACACACCAGCUAACGGCAUGGCUAAGAAUGGAAAUGAUGCUGAGAUUGAUGAAGGCCUGUACUCCAGACAGCUGUAUGUGUUGGGUCAUGAUGCGAUGAAGCGCAUGCAGAGCUCCAACGUGCUGAUCUCGGGACUGCGUGGACUAGGUGUGGAGAUUGCCAAGAAUGUCAUUCUCGGUGGAGUCAAGAGCGUCACUCUGCAUGACGAGGGAGUGGCCGAAUGGCGAGACCUCUCCUCACAGUUUUACCUGCGUGAGGAAGACCUGGGGAAGAACCGUGCUGAGGUCAGUCAAGGGAGGCUGGCAGAACUCAACAGCUACGUUCCUGUGACAUCUUACACUGGAGCUCUCACCAAUGACUACCUGAUACAGUUUCAGGUGGUGGUGCUGACCAACUCUGCACUUGAUGAACAAAAGCACAUUGGUGACUUCUGCCACAGCAAAGGCAUCAAACUGAUCAUUGCUGACACACGUGGACUGUUUGGGCAACUUUUCUGUGAUUUUGGAGAUGAAAUGACUGUAUAUGACACCAAUGGAGAGCAGCCUCUAAGUGCCAUGAUCUCUAUGAUCACAAAGGACAGUGCUGGUGUGGUGACCUGUCUGGAUGAAGCGAGACAUGGUUUUGAGAGUGGUGACUACGUCACCUUCACAGAGGUGCAGGGUAUGACAGAACUUAAUGGUUGCCAGCCAGUUGAAAUUAAAGUCCUUGGCCCCUACACUUUCAGUAUUUGUGACACCACAUCUUUCUCUGACUAUGUGAGAGGAGGUAUUGUGACACAGGUCAAGAUGCCCAAGAAAGUGGCUUUUAAACCAUUUUCGUCAUCGAUAUCGGAGCCCGAGUUUCUGCUCACUGACUUUGCUAAGUUUGAUCGUCCCGGUCAGCUGCAUGUGGGCUUCCAGGCUCUGCAUGCCUUUGAGAAGAAACACGGCCGUUCUCCCAAACCCUGGAACCAGUCAGAUGCAGAUGAGCUGGUUUCACUUGCUGGGGAGGUGAAUGCAGCUCAGUCUGGCUCUGCCAAGCAGGAGGAGCUGGACCAGGCACUGCUGAAAAAGCUCUCCUGUGUUGCAGCUGGAGACUUGGCUCCAGUCAAUGCCUUUAUCGGUGGGCUUGCUGCCCAGGAGGUUAUGAAGGCAUGCACAGGCAAAUUUAUGCCCAUCAUGCAGUGGCUGUAUUAUGAUGCACUGGAAUGUUUAUCUGAAGCUGAGGAGGAACUUCUCACAGAGGAGGAAUGUGCACCUAGAGGCUGUCGAUAUGAUGGACAAAUUGCUGUUUUUGGGGCCAAGCUGCAAGAACUGUUAGCCAAACAGCGCUACUUUUUGGUGGGAGCAGGAGCAAUUGGCUGUGAACUACUAAAGAACUUUGCUAUGAUGGGUCUGGCCAGUGGGGAGGGUGAAGUCAUUGUUACUGACAUGGACACAAUUGAGAAAUCAAACCUCAAUCGUCAGUUCCUUUUCAGGCCGUGGGAUGUCACGAAGAUGAAGAGUGAGACUGCUGCUGCUGCCGUGAAGCAGAUGAAUCCAUCUAUCCGUAUCACAGGCCAUCAGAACCGCGUUGGGCCCGACACAGAAAAAAUCUAUGACGAUGAUUUCUUCGAGAGCCUGAAUGGAGUGGCCAAUGCCUUAGACAACGUGGAUGCGCGUAUGUAUAUGGACCGCAGGUGUGUGUACUACCGUAAACCUUUGCUAGAGUCUGGGACUCUGGGCACUAAAGGGAAUGUACAGGUAGUGAUCCCCUUCCUCACAGAGUCUUACAGCUCUAGUCAGGAUCCCCCAGAGAAAUCCAUCCCCAUCUGCACGCUGAAGAACUUCCCUAAUGCUAUUGAACACACACUCCAGUGGGCUCGUGAUGAGUUUGAGGGUCUUUUCAAACAGCCUUCUGAGAAUGCCAUGCAGUAUUUAACAGACCCAAAGUUUAUGGAACGCACAUUGAAGCUGCCUGGUGCCCAGCCUGUGGAAGUCCUGGAGGCUGUGUAUAAGAGUCUGGUGACUGACUGUCCCCGGGGCUGGGAGGAUUGUGUAGCUUGGGCACGCAACCACUGGCAGUGCCAAUACAGUAACAACAUCCGCCAGUUACUGCACAACUUCCCUCCUGACCAGCUCACAAGCUCUGGAGCACCUUUCUGGUCAGGACCCAAAAGAUGUCCUCAUCCUCUAGAAUUUAGCACCAGUAAUGAUUUGCACAUGGACUAUGUCAUUGCCGCAGCCAACUUGUUUGCCCAGACGUAUGGCCUGCAAGGCUCCACUGACCGCGAAGCUGUGGCCAAGCUGUUGCAGAAUGUCAAAGUACCAGAGUUUACCCCUAAAUCCGGCGUUAAAAUCCAUGUAUCUGAUCAAGAGCUGCAGAGCGCCAACGCCUCAGUGGAUGACUCAAGGCUUGAGGAGCUGAAAACCCUCCUGCCUUCUGCAGAGGCAGCAUCCCAGUUCAAACUCUGUUCCAUAGACUUUGAAAAGGAUGAUGAUACAAACUUCCACAUGGACUUCAUAGUAGCAGCAUCCAAUCUGAGAGCAGAGAAUUAUGACAUUCCUCCAGCAGACAGACACAAGAGCAAGCUCAUUGCUGGUAAGAUCAUUCCUGCCAUCGCCACGACAACAGCUGCAGUAGUCGGCUUGGUGUGUCUGGAGCUGCUCAAGGUCGUUCAGGGUCACAAGAAGCUUGAGUCAUAUAAGAACGGCUUCAUGAACCUUGCCCUGCCUUUCUUUGCCUUCUCCGAACCCAUUGCUGCUCCCAAGCACAAGUACUAUGAUAUUGACUGGACGCUAUGGGACCGCUUUGAAGUGAAAGGUAUUCAGCCAAGCGGAGAGGAAAUGACACUCAAACAGUUCCUAGACUACUUCAAGAAUGAACACAAGCUGGAGAUCACAAUGCUCUCUCAGGGUGUGUCUAUGCUCUACUCUUUCUUCAUGCCUGCUGCCAAGCUCAAAGAAAGACUGGAGCUGCCCAUGACCGAGAUAGUAACGAAGGUGUCGAAGAAGAAGCUGGGGAAGCAUGUUAAAGCACUAGUGUUUGAACUCUGCUGCAAUGAUGUGACUGAUGAGGAUGUGGAGGUGCCCUACGUCAGAUACACCAUUCGCUGAGAGGACGUCCAAGGUGGAGGGAGGGAGGGGGGGGGUACUAGUGGAUUUGGAAAGUGGAUUAAAAAAUCAGAUGGUGCUUGAAACAAUGGGGCCCAAAAUUAAAAAAUUAAAACAUGAUCACAAAUAUGGACUAGUUAUUGACUUCAGAACUCAGUGUUUUAAAACCCAAGCUUGACCCCUGGGGUCAUACACCUGCAUUUUUAAAUGUUUCCUAGGCCUGUUGGCAUGGGUGAGUGGGAUUUGGGGGAGAUGGAUGUGAAUGUGCACCUUUGCGAAUGAGCGCUUUGACUGUAACUGUUAUUUAAAACUGGUUGUAAAGCUUCAGCAUACGAGUAGAUUAAAUAUGCUCAUCAGCACUCUCCCAGUGUUAAAAAAAAAAAAAAAAAAAAAAAAAAAUGAUGGCUCUGUUUUAACAGGUGUUUUGUUCCUUUUCCCACUCUGCUCUUCUCACUCUUUUCAUUCAUGAUGGGCAACAUCUGGCUUUGUUUUUAAACACUUUCAUGCAAAUGGUAUACAAUUGAAUGAUGCCAAAAAGAAAAUGCAAACUGGAAGUGAUGACAUUUAAAUGUAAGUGCUUUAAUCUUUUUCCUCACUUGCUGACAUCAUUUGAUACACUUCAUAGCCUUGACAUGGACAAUACAUAAUGGCACCUUAAACGCAAGCUGAUAAGGGAAGGUGUGGGUGGUGUUACUUGACCGGGUGCUAAUUCUGGUUAAUGUCUCAAGGCAUGUUGGUCCCCUCACUCUAACCCCUUUCUCCUCCAUGGGUCCAGUCGGUGUGUCUUAUUUGCUUCUCUGGCUUCUCUUUGGGUCAGGGAUAAGAACCUGCACAUAACUUGAGGAUCUUUUUUUGGGUUGUCAUGGCGCACACCUUGUAGGACAAACUCUAUUCUUUCUACUUUGUUAACCUCCAGGAAACAUUACAGUAAAAUGUGAUUUUAUUCUGUAAUGGGAGCACUUAGUCUAAUUCUGAUAGUGAAUAAAGUUGUAAAAGAU
Molecule: messenger RNA, 4449 nt
Organism: Pangasianodon hypophthalmus (striped catfish)
Lineage: Eukaryota; Metazoa; Chordata; Actinopteri; Siluriformes; Pangasiidae
Gene: uba1
Product: ubiquitin-like modifier activating enzyme 1
Exons: 26
Coding region: 278-3454 (1058 amino acids)
Biological process (GO): protein sumoylation
Cellular component (GO): SUMO activating enzyme complex; cytoplasm
Molecular function (GO): SUMO activating enzyme activity
Source: RefSeq, a predicted model, not a curated record